Maniola jurtina (meadow brown) is the source of this 2216-nucleotide messenger RNA. RefSeq names its product glutamate decarboxylase 1. The record is from RefSeq and is a predicted model, not a curated record. The coding region runs from base 185 to 1639 and encodes 484 amino acids. Gene Ontology annotation, cellular component: cytoplasm. Gene Ontology annotation, biological process: carboxylic acid metabolic process. Gene Ontology annotation, molecular function: carboxy-lyase activity; pyridoxal phosphate binding. Lineage: Eukaryota; Metazoa; Arthropoda; Insecta; Lepidoptera; Nymphalidae. The transcript has 8 exons.
UUUUCCGACUCCAUCUCUUUAGCACUGCAGUCACGACCGGUUCUUUGGUCGAACCGCACACGUUUGAAUUCUAAACGUUUCCUUGUUUACUUAUUCAUUGAACCUGGUCAAUAUUUUACAGUUAAGAUAUUUGGUAGGUCUAGGUACUUUAAAUAUAUUUUAAAGAAAUUAUACAUUGGGUUGCAUGAUGGAGGCAAAUGGACACACGUUUUUGGACAAAGUUCUGGGAAUCGUUAAACAAGAGUCAGGUCAAGAGACUCCUCUUCUCCAAUUCAAGCAUCCAAAGGAAUUAGAGGAAAUAUUACGCGAAGAUCUGGACAUAUCGAAUCAGCUAAAUGACCGGGAGCUCGAGACAACCGUACGAAAAGUGCUACGGUACAGUGUGAAGACGAACAAGCCAACGUUCAGAAACCAACUGUAUGGCGGGACGGAUCCAUACGGCCUCGCUGGAGCAUGGAUUGCAGAAGCGUUUAAUACUAGUCAAUAUACAUUUGAAGUUGCGCCAGUUUUCACCCUCAUAGAGUUGAAAGUUCUCGACCAUAUCCUCAAGCUUUUUGGUAUUCCUAAAGGAGACGGUAUCUUUAGUCCCGGAGGAAGCAUAUCGAUGCUGUACGCGCUAGUCGCUGCCCGGUUUAAGGCAUUUCCUGAAAUUAAGAGGAAGGGUAUGCGUGGUUUGCCUGAGAUGGUCAUUUUUACUUCUGAAGAUAGCCAUUAUUCCAUAAUGAAAGCAGCACAUUGGCUCGGCUUUGGUACAGAGAAUGUCAAAGUAAUAGAGACAAAUGACCGAGGUCAGAUGUUAACGUCAGAACUAGAGUCAGCUCUCCAGCAAGAGUUGGUAAAUGGAAAGUAUCCUGUUAUGGUUAAUGCAACCGCUGGUACUACUGUGCUAGGAGCUAUUGAUGAUCUAAACACUGUGGCUACGGUUUGCGAAAAAUAUGGUGUGUGGAUGCAUGUCGAUGCGUGCUGGGGAGGAAGUUUGAUGCUAUCAAAAAAGAUUCGAAACAAGUUGCAAGGGAUAGAACGUGCCAAUUCAAUAUCAUGGAAUCCACACAAAAUGAUGGGAGUGCCGCUGCAAUGUUCAGUAUUCCUUCUUCGAGAAAAGGGUUUAUUGCACGAGGCAAAUGCAGCCGCAGCACAGUAUUUGUUUCAACAAGAUAAGUUUUAUGAUGUCAGCUAUGACACUGGGGAUAAGAGCAUCCAGUGUGGGAGAAAGAUCGAUGCGUUUAAACUGUGGAUGAUAUGGAAAGCUCGUGGAGAUAUAGGCCUCAGUCAUCUCACAGACCAUGUGAUGGAAAUAGCGAAGUUCUGCAUCCAAACAGUUGCUCGUAAAGACGGUUUCAGACUUGUCUCAGCAUAUUUACAGUGCCCUAAUGUAUGCUUCUGGUACAUUCCGAGUUUCAUGAGAAAGAAAGAGGAAAAUCAAGAGUGGUGGGAAAUUAUGCAUAAGAUCACUCCAAAAAUCAAGGAACAGUUGAUGCUCACUUCUCGAGUAAUGGUCGCAUACUCUCCUCUGCGACAAAGGAAGAACUUCUUCCGAUUAGCGUUCACCUUCCAUCCCAUUCUCGAAAAGAAACAGGUGCUCGACAUACUACAAGCUAUAGAGGAAUGCGGAGAAUUGAUUACCUUGGCGAUGUUGUAACUUUAAUGUUAUUUAAGAGUAGUUUAGACAUUUCUGGCUUAUUCUAUUGUAAAUAAGAAUCGAUACGGUUAACUUUUUGACUACGAAAAAAAAGUAAAGGUGUUGCUCAAGUUAGUUUUCAUACCUUUGAUGAAGUUAAAAUUGUGCUGAAACCCUGACUUAUGCAAUCUAUUUUCCUUUAAUUAAUGUUCAAAGUUUAACGGUAACCGUAAUCUAGCAGAUAAUAUCUACUUACUCAUGUGACGUAACUUCCGCCUGAUGUGCAUUGAUUUAGAUGGAUUGAUGAUAAUGAAUUUAAUAAUAUUAUGUAUUCUAAAACAGUUACCACCACGAAAAUUUAAAUAAUCAUAAGGUAAUUUAGAUGUUCAUGGUUGACACCAAUUGCAAAUGGUAGCAAAUAAUUUGUUUAGUAAUUGAUUGUAAUAGUAGUAGGUUCUAACCGUCUGUAAAAAUUGUAUAUAAAUAUUUGAUUAAGUUAAGUAGGUAGGUAACUACAUAAUAAUAAGCCUGAUUUAUUUGAAUACUAUUACUGAAGUUUUGUAAGAUUUUGUAAACUAAAGAGUAAAAGGUACUUACU